This is a messenger RNA of Bacillus rossius redtenbacheri, 1980 nucleotides long. RefSeq lists its product as uncharacterized. The record is from RefSeq and is a predicted model, not a curated record. The coding region runs from base 1 to 1980 and encodes 659 amino acids. The transcript has 2 exons. Lineage: Eukaryota; Metazoa; Arthropoda; Insecta; Phasmatodea; Bacillidae. Gene Ontology annotation, molecular function: nucleic acid binding.
AUGGUUGCAGGUGACAAUGAUGGGCAGCAACCAUCGACAUCUGCUGCACCAGUGGUGUUACCUAAUAUAUCUGCAAUGUCUCAGGGUCCAUCAGACGUAGAGCCUGACAGUGUAGUGGAUGAUUUUAAUAACGAUUUUGUGGAAGUGGUUCGCGCCUUCAAUGGUAAUUUGCGCACCUUUAUAGCCCGGAACAACUUUGAAUGUUCACUCGACAUAUGCACGUAUCUGGAGGCAAUGGAGGAGAGGAUAGUUGCACAACUGACUGAGGUCAUAGAGACUUCAGGGGCCAUAAAGUUCAACGUAUGGCUCGAAUGCAACUAUACUAAACCGGCACCAUUCGAUGAGGGUACGGAUCUUCGAGCUUUCAAGACACCUAAUGUCGCCCUGUACAAUGUGGAUGACAUUGCCGAGGCGAUAAGGAACUGCAUUCAAAAAAUAUGCAGGGAGGAGGGCGAAUAUGAAGGCAAGGGCUCUGGCUGGUCCCUCACCUCUGUUAAGCACAUACAGCUUCGGGUCAGUAAGCUCGACCCGCUGCGUUAUCACCCAGAGCGAAUCGACCAACGGUACCUGGCCCUGGAGACAAAGUUUGACUUUGACGGGCUUGAUUUCUCCAUGCCAAUCAGUCAAGUCAAGGUGUUUGAAAAACGCAACCCAACAGUCUCCAUCAAUGUUUAUGCAGUCGACGACAAAUGCAAGGUGGUGCCACUGCGUGUGGGAGAGCUCGAGAAAGAGCAACACUUUGACCUCCUGUGGCUUACACAUGAAGGUGCAUCCCACUACUGCCUCAUUAAGCAAUUUCCGAGGUUAGUGGGUGCACAGCUGACUGGACAUGUACAUUCAUUAUGCAUUUGUAAGCGCUGCUUCAAGACAUUUGAUGAUCAGGAUCGUGUUUCUGGCCUGACUGGCCAGGAAUGUCUUGAGCAGCACAGGAGGUACUGUGUACCACACGCUCCAGUACGUGCGGAAAUGCCAUCCCCAGGGAAGGAUGGUAAGGCACCAGUACUAGAAUUUUCAAAUUACCAUUACAUGGACAAGCUGCCGAUAGUCAUAUACUGCGAUUUUGAGGCUAUGCUAACGAAAGUCAGCUCAUGCCAGUCAGAUCGUGCAAAUGCAUACACUGAGGCAUACCAGAAGCACGAACCUUAUAGCUAUGGCAUCUACGUCAAAGUAGAUAACAGUGCGAUCCCUGUGGCUUUAACAACAGACUUGCCGCAAGAGCCCAUUAUUUAUCGAGGCGUGGAUGCUGCAACCAAGUUCAUGCAGGAGAUUGUUGACAUCGGCAGCAAAGUCAAAGCAAUAUAUGAGACCUCAGUACCCAUAACACCAUUGAAUCAUGCUCAGCAAGUAAACUACAGAUUGUCGAAAGAGUGCUGCUACUGCACUAAGACUUUCACUGUUGAGAACUAUAAAGUCAAAGAUCAUAACCACAUCUCUGGGGAUUACAUUGGGGCAGCGUGUAAUGGAUGCAAUUUGCUGCGGCGUCGACCGAAGAAACUAGUCAUAUACUUUCAUAACCUGGCAUAUGAUCAACAUUUUAUCAUCAAGCAGCUGGGUUAUGACAGCAAAGAAAUAUUCAUUAUCCCACAUACUGAGGAAAAAAUGGUUACAUUUUCUAAGCAGCUGGGGGACAGAUUUUCGGUGCAGUUCGUGGACACGUUUAGGUUCAUGUCGUGCGGGCUGGCCUCCCUCGCACAAAACCUACCUGCAUCGCAGUUCACUAACACGAUGGCAUUCUUCGAGCCCCAAUGUGCACAGCUCGUAGUGAGAAAAUGUGUCUUCCCAUACGAUUAUGUUGAUACGUGGGAGCGUCUUGAUGAGCGGCAACUGCCUCCCCAGGACUGCUUCUUUAAUAUUCUUACCGACUCUGACAUUAGUGAUGCCGAUUACGACCACGCCAAGACUGUCUGGGACACAUUCAAGUGCUCUACUUUAGGUGAGUAUAGUGAUGUGUACCUCAAGUCUGACGUCCUGAUCCUGUGA